AUGAACGGAAGCAUAGAUUUAUCGGAAGAGGAAGAGAGACCGCUAUGGUCCAGGUUCGGAUGGGGACACAUUGCGCGACUUUGCCGACGUAAAAAGCGAAGAGUUGAUCCAGAAGGAGCUAAUGGGAGGAAUAAAAAAGAUUCCCAUCGUAGAGUGAACCGCCCGCCAUCCGCCCAAUACAGUACGUUUGGUGAACUAGUACGAACAAGUGCGCCAUCUGGAUUACAAUGCGCCUUGUUCUGCGGUGGGUCUCGAUGCAAGUAUGAACUACCUUCGAAGCGAUCAUCGGCGAUACAAGGACUAUACUCAGACUGGGUCACCGUAGACAUUCUGGCGAUGGCGCGUCCCAGUACAAUGAGCAUCGCUGCUAGAAAUAUUAUUCAACAAUUUCACAGUUGGGGUGUUUGCACUGUGAUAAACUUACAAAUGCCUGGAGAGCAUGCCAGUUGCGGUCCUCCUCUCACGAAAUCUGGUUUUACAUAUGACCCUGUGAUUUUCAUGGCGAACGACAUAUACUACUAUAACUUCGGCUGGCCAGACUAUGGAGAAGCAAGUCUUUGCGGUCUACUUGAUAUGGCGAAGGUCCUGUCCUUCGCUUUACAAGAAGGAAGAGUGGCUAUACAUUGUCAUGCUGGUAAUUAUUAUAUUAAAUAUUAA
Messenger RNA from Pieris macdunnoughi, 657 nucleotides. The record is from the annotation of a GenBank genome assembly. Lineage: Eukaryota; Metazoa; Arthropoda; Insecta; Lepidoptera; Pieridae.